AUGAGACGGGAGUUGGGCGGACGGAUCUGUCAAUGUCUGCCAUUGCCUGACGGCUACAACUUGGAACGACCGUCCAAAAAACGGAAGCCGUUGUCGAUAAUGAACACCGGCCUCUGGCGUGCCUCCCUUCCUGACACCGAUGCUGACGAGAUGGGAGAAGACGUUAUGAGGAUAGCCGUCACAUUGAAGACUUGCCGUCACAGCUUGGAGUCAUAUCAAAGUUGUCUUGUCCCUGUCAGUCCUUCCAACUUUACUCCCAACCAGUCCCUCCUCGUUACCUCCUCUCCCUUACACCUGUAA
Nezara viridula (southern green stink bug) is the source of this 300-nucleotide messenger RNA. The record is from the annotation of a GenBank genome assembly. NCBI's taxonomy places the organism in Eukaryota, Metazoa, Arthropoda, Insecta, Hemiptera, Pentatomidae.